AUGGCCAGACGCUGCGGCUUGACGGGGGUCCGGGUCGGAGAAGCGGCCAACCCAGGGCCUCCUCAACCGGGCACACCGGUGGGCGGCGAGCGGCCACGACGCAUGGACUUGGAUCCCGCCCCCCGUGAGCGGUCCCCUGCUCGUGGAGCUCCUGCUCGUGUUUUUUGCCCAGUGCCUGCGUGCCCGUGCUCCAACACCAGCACUGCAAGAGGUUGGGGCUCCCACGCGAGCAUGCGGGCACACUUGGAUGAUCACGCCUCCGGCUCCUUGCAGGGCGGCAUCCCGAGCACCUACCUGACGGCCCACAACCUGGACCUUUGCAGUGUUUGUGGCCUCACGGUGGCCCAGCGGUCGAACGGCACCCAUCCCCGCUGCCGCCCCCAACAACGGCAGCACCUCCCCCAAGGGCAUGCCAACGAAAGCAGGGAGGGUGGCAGCAUGCCUGGGCCUUCCUUGCUGGACGUCUUCUCGGCUCCCGGGCCGGUGCUGAGGCGUGUGCCUAAGGGAGCCCGCGGUGCUUGGGCCCAAUGCCUGGCCAGAUCCCUUGCCACAGUUGCAGAUCGCAAUUCGAUGACUGCAUGGGCUGAGCUUUGCAUGCUGCCUAAAGCCGUCCUGCGGCCUCCGCCACGGGGAGGGGCCCACCGUCGACUACAAACCUGUGCCUUCACCCAGCGUCGCUGCGCUCGCUGGCUCGAAGGAGAACGGCACGAGCUUUGGGAAAUCAACCGGCGGGGGGCCGCCCGUCGCUUUCGCCCCAGCAGUGCGGACAGCGAUGAUGACACUGAUGAGUCCCUCGACACUGGGCGGCAAGCCCGUUGCAUGGCCUUGGCUGCAGAGGGGGAACUUUCUCGGGCUUGCGCUUCGCUUGUUGACCCGCUUCUUCUGGAAAAGAAUGCUGUUGUCCUUGCAGCUCUCCGGGCGAAACACCCCACCGCCGCCCCAGCGCGGCCAAGUUUGCUUGGAUCUGGGCCUUGCCCCGCCGGAUCCACCCCGGACUUUUCCGUCGAAGAUGUCGUCAGGGCUGCCCGCAGCUUUCGCUGUGGUAGCGCUGCCGGCCCGUCUGGCCUUCGUGGGGAACACUUGCGGGAGGCCUUGGACAGCGCCCAUGACGAUGAAGUUGCAGCCCACCUCACCCGAGUUGCGCAGCUGCUGGCGCGCGGAGAAGCCCCCCUAGAGUUGGCCCAGCACCUCGCCGGCGCCACUCUGCACGCCCUGCCCAAAGGGGCCGACGAUAUUGGCGUGGCGGUCCCACUUGGGUCUGAAGCAGCGGUGCAUUGCUCCCGGCACUGGGUCCAUGCCAACCGUAGCAACCCCAACAAAGUUUUCCUGAAGUUGGAUUUUGCGAAUGCUUUCAACACGGUGGACCGUGCAGCCUUGUUGAGGGAGGUGCGCCUCCGGCUCCCGGCCCUUUCCCCGUGGGCAGAGUGGUGCUACAGCCAUCACACAAAGCUGCUCUUCCAAGGAGAGGUUCUCACUUCAGAGGCCGGCGUGCAGCAAGGAGAUCCACUUGGCCCCCUUUUGUUUGCUUUAGCACUCCAGCCAGCUCUGUCAGCUGCCGGCCGGGGUCAGCUUGACCUUUGCUUUGCUUACUUGGAUGAUGUUUGCCUUGCAGGUGACUGCGCGGCUGUCAGUGCUGCUGUGGGCCGGUUGGUGAACGCGGCGCGCCAGCUUGGGCUCCAGCUUAACGCCAGCAAGUGCGAGCUCACGACCCUGAAUGGCCCUCAGACCAACCUGGAUCCCAGCCUUUUCCCAGCCGGUUUCCAAGUUAACGAUACCGGAGAAUUUGUGCUUCUUGGGGCCGCGGUCGGGAGCCCCGGCUUUUGCCACCAGCACACUUUGCAACGGGCAGAGAAAACCAAGCCCCUCCUGCAAGCUCUGAGCAAAUUAGCCGACAGUCAGACCGCGCUGCUGCUGCUACGACAUUGUGCUUCGCGGUCGAAAUUGGUCUAUUCCUGCCGGGUCACCCCGCCGCCUUUUCACCAGGAUGCCUUGCAGAGCUACGACGCUGCGGUUCUUCAGUGUCUUGAACUUUGCUGCUCGGGGCCGCUCACCCCGUCAGCCUGCAUACAAGCAUCCUUAUCCACGAAAACUGGUGGCCUUGGCCUCCGAAGCGUGGUUCGUCACAGUGGGGCAGCUUACACUGCCUCUGUCCUGGCCACGCUUGGGACCUGCUCCCUGACCCUUCAGCAAUACAGCCCAAGCUUGGACGCCAUCAUCUCCAACUUGAAUGGAACGUUGCUUGCUGCUGACCAUGUUCCUUUCCCACCGCCGCCUUCCCUUCGACAACAGGAUUUGUCACGGGCGGUGGAUCGGAACACGGCGGUGCAGCUUGCUUCUGCCUUAUCUGGGCCUGGGCAUGAAGCUGCGCGAGCACACCUUCAACUUUUACAAGAACCAGGGGCUGGCGCGUGGCUGCAGGCGUUGCCCUGUGCCGCGCUCGGGCUUCACGUGGACAGUGCGCUGUUCCGCAUCAUGGUUCCCCUCCGGCUUCGGCUCCAACUGCAUUCAGAAGAUGCGCCUUGCCGCUUCUGUGAUGGAGUCUGUGACACUUAUGGGGACCAUGCACGAGUGUGCCCCUGCGGAGGUGACCGCACCAAGAGGCACAACCGACUUCGCACAGUAGUGGCUACUUGGGCAGAAGCCGCGGGCUUACAUCCGGAAAUCGAAAAGCCUGGGCUUCUCCCCGCCCGGUGUGAACACAAUGGAGCUUCUGAGGAUGGCACUCGGCAGGGGAACGGCCGCCGCCCUGCAGAUGUGUACAUCCCGCACUGGGGCCUUCGCGGGCCGGCUGCCUUUGACCUGGCCGUCACUUCUGGGCUACGUACUGGUGCAACAGCUGGCUCUGCUCAAGAGGGCGGACGUUCAGCAGCAGAUUACGAGGCGCGCAAGCGUGCUCACCAGCAGACCGAGGCAUCCUGUGACGCGGCGGGGAUCCAGUUUGUUCCACUUGUUGCUGAAGCAUGUGCUGGAGGAUGGGCGCCCACUGCUGUCGCCGCCUGGAAACAAGUGGCUCGUGCCGUGGCCGGCCGCGCUGGCGACAGUGCCUCGGUUCUUGUCGACCGACUUCAGCAGUCCCUGUCGUUGACCUUGCAAAGGGAAAAUGCUCGCGCGAUUCUUCGCCGCGCCGGCGACAACCCUUCUGCAGGGGCUUUGCAUUUCGACACUCCUUGA
Messenger RNA from Durusdinium trenchii, 3171 nucleotides. NCBI's taxonomy places the organism in Eukaryota, Dinophyceae, Suessiales, Symbiodiniaceae. The record is from the annotation of a GenBank genome assembly.